Topomyia yanbarensis is the source of this 4565-nucleotide messenger RNA. RefSeq names its product WASH complex subunit 2 (gene FAM21). The coding region runs from base 147 to 4220 and encodes 1357 amino acids. Lineage: Eukaryota; Metazoa; Arthropoda; Insecta; Diptera; Culicidae. The record is from RefSeq and is a predicted model, not a curated record. The transcript is spliced from 4 exons.
GUGAUUCAAUGAUCCACAGUCAGUGAAUAGUUAAAGUAAAUAAAGUGCAGAAAAUGUUAAAUUAUUGUCGAAAUUCGUUAUAAGACUCCCACCACUUGUUUUUGUGACGUUUUUGCAACUCGAAAAGUGUAUUACAACGCUGCACAAUGGCGCUCACACCGGAAGAGUUGCGAAAGCGUAUUCCUCAGUGGUCGCUGGAAUCGGAUGGACAGCUGCUGCAGUAUAUGAAGCAAAUAUCGAAGAACCUUCAAGAUAAGUGCAAGCAAACCCAGGACAACCUGAACCAUCUGUUGUUGGAGGCCGAUGAAUGCCAGAUCCGUUUUGCGAACGCAUCCAAUAGUUUCAACGGCAUUCAGCAAGUCAAAUUUGUGGAAAACCGCGUCAAGGACGACGACGAAAGUUUUUACUCUGUACGGGAGGAAGAGGUAGAAAAGGGUGAGAAGCACCCUUACGGCGAGAUAUUCCAAAUGACAGUUGAGAAAUCAAUAGAAAGCAUGUACAAAUGUUUCGAAAAGGUGACCGUACAGCUGGCUAGUGAUAGCGAUAGCGAUGACGAUGAUGAUGACGAGGAGGCAGCUGCUAGGAACACUGUGCUACGGGCGAUUCAAAAGUAUCCCUAUAUCAGUAGACCCUUACCACAUAUUAUUGGAUCGCAGGAGUGGCGGGAGAAGUGGCACGCUGGAUUGAUCGAUUCCGAAGAGGAAUCGGAAGCUGAAAUAAAGGAACAGUAUUCGGAUUCCAGUGAUAGUGAUAGGCUGUUUCCAUCGCAAACAAACAGCAAUCAUACACCAUCGGAGUCGGAAGGAUCAGUUUGGGGAGUGCAUUCGGAACCGAGAAGAAGGGCUCCAUCGAUGGACCCAAGUGUUUCCGGUGAUGACACCUUAUCUGUUCAUUCCACAUCUAGUUCAGUCAGACCACCAGGAAUGAGAUCGCUAAGCCAACAGAGCAAGGUUCACGUGUUGCCUACGAUACAGCCGCUUAAACCACCUGCUUUAUUCCCGGAUCAGCCACCAGACGAUACAGUCAGUGUUUCAUCGAGAUCAAAAGUGCACAAUCUGUUUGAAGAAUCGGACGAGGAUGAAUCUACUCCCACUCAUAGACCACAGGUGCAACCCACGAAAGUACAGCCGUCCUACUUCAGAGGGAAUCAGCCAGCGAGACAACAGGUUAACCUAUUUUCUGAUGAACCUCCUCCGUCGGUCCCCAACUAUGAACCAACGCCUAAAUCUUCGACUAGCACUAGUAAAUCCCGACAAAGAAAACCAGUCAAUCUGUUCAUUGAAAGUGAUGAUGACGAUGAUUUGCUGAAUAACAAUCGAUCGUCGAAAAGAACUAGUGUGUAUCAAAGUGAACCACCGGAAAUGGUAGAACCAGCGAAAAAGACAGUCAAUCUGUUCGAUGAUGAUGAUAACGGCAAGAAUCAACGACAGCCAGACAUUGGAAAGACUGUUGGGGCUAACAUUUUCGAUGCAGCGAAUAACAAUCCUAGCGAAGAAGACGAUCUUUUUGUCCCAGUGCAAAAAUCCAUCAACGGAAACGCUGAAAGUCGAGGAGUUCGAAGGAUAACGAACCUUUUUGAUGAUGAACCCCCGGUGGAUGACUUUGAUGAAAUAUUUAAACCUAAACCAAUAUAUCGAAAGCCAGCUGGUGGAAAAUUGGUGCUACCUGUGCUACCGAAGGUUGGUGGUGCUGGCGAAAAGAAACUAGGUGUAGAAUCCGAUAAAAAAGCGAAUCUCUUUAAAGACGAGAAUGAUGACUCAAAAGAGUUUGGACAGAAAACAUCUGUUGAUUUGCAACAGAACAGUGAGCCGGUGGCGAAAUCCUUAGCAGAGCCAACUUCUAAGAAAAUGGUUAACCUGUUUGAUGAUGCUGAUGAUGAACAGGAUAUUUUUGGCACAAACGUGGUCGUUGAUACACAGAAACCAGUGGUGGCAAUGACUUCCUCGAUUUUGGAGUCCAAGCGAAGAGUAAAUCUUUUCGACAGUGAUGAGGAUGAUCCUGUCGAGGAAGCCACCAAUAAGAAAAACUUUAACGUAAAAAGUGCGGAACUGGAGAAAGUAACUUUGGCUAGUCCAGCGGACUCCUCGAGUAUAAGAUCGGCUAUUCUGAAAAAGAAAUCAAUUUUUGAUUCAGAAUCCGAGGAAGAUGAGGGAGACGAUUUUCUGUUUGCAAACAAAACAACGAACACAGUGAAGCAUGAACCUGAACCACUCCCAAGAAAGGUGGUUGCAGUUUUACAGCAGGAAACUAUUGUUAAUUCACCGGUGAAUGAAUUUCUUGGAGCAAAUACAGAUACAAUAUCAGUUACUGGUAAUCACAAAUAUAAACCGAAAAUACCUGAUGAGCCACCAGAGAUGGAUUCUCCUGAACUUUCUCUAGGUUACCAACCAAACAAUAUGCAUAUUUCAAAUGAUAUUGAUUAUCAUUUAACUACUAACAAAAUAGCACUGCCGUCUGAAGAAUUGAAUCAAAAUGAGGCUCAAAUUCAGACUGAACCUGUAUCGAUCUUCAAAGACGACCAGUUAGCUGAAAAUAAAAAUAUUCUAGUUAAUGACAGGCUGGUUCCUUCCAGUAAUGACACCAGUGAUUCUAUUCCAACCGUAUCCGUACCGUCCGAGGAAAACUUUGAUCAUACCUCGACGUCAAAAAGUGCCUUAGUCUUUAGUUCAGUUGGACUAUUUGACGACGUUCCACCUCCGGACGAUGACGAUUACGAAGAACAUCGCACAUCGCUGGCUGUCGAUCACGCGGAUGAUGGUUUUCUAGGUGCACGGCUGUCGACAGAAUCGAACAACUCGUCCAAUGGUAAUUCCAGCCGUUACUUCUUCUUGGACGACGAUGGUCCUCCCCCGGAUGAUCUAGGAAGACACACAUAUAGAGACGAGGUGGAUGAUUACAAAGUAAAUUCGCGCCUGCAAGGCAUAUCAAACAUUACUGACGAGCGAAAUAGGAACGAAUUAGGUUACGCGAAUAUCAGUGCAAAGACGAAAAUAAAUAGGCUAAGUGCCAAAGUAAACAUCAACGUGAAUGCAUUACUGCCGGGUGCUCGGAGACCUCCGCUGUUGACGGAUAAAAAGGAGAGCGAUGCAGCGGUGGUAGUUCCUACAACAUCACGUGCUACUGAUCAAAGCGAAUUUGGAGAACAGCCCAAGACGCAAAAUAAACAAACUGAUAGCUCCACGAAGCUAGUAGGAUUGAACAAAGGUCGUGCAAGAAUCCAAACAAAGCGGAAACCUUCAACGCGACAGAACAGAAGAGUUAACUUCGAAAAUAGUUCGGCCGUUCAGUCAACUCAUCACGAAGAGCCUACGUCAAAUAAUGGUACAGCACGAGAGGAGGCACCUGUUAAAGAAAUUCGUGUCGUAGACGGUUCCGAAGGGAAAACUCAUCACGUAGAAGUAACUGCUGCCCAUUUUAAUGUGAACCAUUUGCUAUCCGAUGAACUUGUUGAAAAACUCUCCCAGUCGAAAAUGGAUUACGAUGAUAUUGGCGCGGACAAGGACAGUAGAUCGAAUCCUGUUACGACGGUACCAAAGACUACCACUUCUUCCGCAUUGGUCGAACCAUUAUCAAAUUCACCGAAGACAGAUAGGCUGAAAACGCUCUCUUCUAGCAAGCUUUUCAGCGAAAGCGAAUCAGACGAUGAUGAUUUGUUCAAAACGAUUAGUAAACCUAGUACGGGUUUAUUAUUCAAUAAACCAGUAGCUGUACCGAAGCAAGAAAUCGUACCACCUGCAACAAUAAGUGUGCCUGCAUCAUCGAAAAGUAAAAUUUCACAAUCGAUCUUUGACGACUCCGACAACGAUGAAGACGGUCUUUUUGGAAAGUCUAAAUCGAAUACACCUGCCUUUCCCGUUGCCACUUCAGCCACUGGAAUUAAGGUUACUAGUCAAAAACCUGCCAGUCAAAAUAGAAGUAUAUUUGGAUCUGAUGACGAUGAUGAUAGCGACAAUAUCUUCGGUGGCGCAAAGCGUAAACCACUGACUAAAUCGGAGCCUCCAUUGAUAGCUGGUAAGGCGACGGCAUCAGCUCCGACUUUCGCUAGCAAACCAUUGUUCGGUGACGAGGAUGAAAACGAUGAGGACCUAUUUGGAUCGAAAAGAAAACCUCAAGUGAAGCCCAUCUCGUCGCAACCGGAAAUCAAAAAAGUGGACAAACCGCGAUCGAAAACCGUCGCUUCUGCCUACGACGAUCCGUUAGCGGACUUGCUGGGGUCGUGAGUUAUCGUCUUAUCUUGUUACUUGCAUGGUGAGCUAAACUGACGGUGCAAUUCAAAAUUCAGAUUUAGCCGAAUUCGAAUUGAGCGGUAGUUCUUUGCUUGCUACUGCUGCUAUGUCGCGCUUGGCGGCCGGGUGUUCUUUUUCGUUGUUCAGUUGUGUACAUCCGGCUGAUCCAACGAGACGGAAAACGUACGAGCAAACGAAAAAUCUAGUCAAAAUUCAUCAGCCAAAACGAGAGGUUCUAGAUACGAUUUCGAUUGUGCACUGCUAGGUUAUGUGUUAAUUCGGAACUUUUUGUGUUAUGUUUUAUCAUUCCAUUAUAGCAUUUUCUAUUAUUUGUAUGAA